AUGAACUCAAAAGCCAGGGCCCAGUACCAAGACAUGUUUUCAAUGGUAAACUGGAAAGCUCUUAAUACAGUGCAGAAGAAACAGCACACACUGUCAAAUUGUGGAGGUUGUCAAGGGCACUAUUAUGCCAUCCAUAAUAUUUUCCACAGGAGAGAAACUUUCAAAACCCGAAAACUUUUAAAAGAGGUCCUUAUUGAAAGUGGGGUGAAGACACAAAGUAAAGUGAAACCAACGCAAAAAGUCAUUAAAACUGCUGUAAAACAUAUUUAUUCAAAAGUGAAUGGCCACUUUGAGAAAAUAUUUAAAGUAAGCUUUGCUGAAGCACAUACAAAAGUGAAGAAACUUCAGCUCCAAAAAAAGAAAGACGCAGUUAAGAAAAAGCGGCAGCGUCGAGAGAGAGCACGCCAAGAAAAAAGUAAAAUCCAAUGCUAAUGUCUAAUCCAUCUGGAGGAGGAGUAAUGUUUCUAAUUACUUUGCAGUAAUUUGCAUGCCAGACAAUGAGAUCAACAAUUUUCACCUUUACUUGUGUUGCAAUCUAGUAUUUAUUUAAGCACACUCUCUAUAAUAUAUUUGCCUUCAUUUUCCAGUUUUUUAAAAGGAAUGCAAGUACCAAAUAUUCCACUGUAAACUUAAUCAAUCAUACUGAACUUCUUCCAACCAAUGGAGAGAAUAUAAUACUGGGAGAAGGAUCCUAUGGUCGAUGCCUUCUGAGACAGUACACACGAUUUGAUAUAAAGGUUGUGGAAAAACAGUCUCUGAUGCAGGACACCACAGAGAUAAUGAAAGAGGCUCACAUUAUGCAGGCAUUCCCACAUAAAAAUAUCCCAACCAUAAUAGGUAUGCAGCUUCAAAAGCAGCCCAUU
This is a messenger RNA of Pocillopora meandrina, 863 nucleotides long. NCBI's taxonomy places the organism in Eukaryota, Metazoa, Cnidaria, Anthozoa, Scleractinia, Pocilloporidae. The record is from the annotation of a GenBank genome assembly.